This is a messenger RNA of Funneliformis geosporum, 1356 nucleotides long. NCBI's taxonomy places the organism in Eukaryota, Fungi, Glomeromycota, Glomeromycetes, Glomerales, Glomeraceae. The record is from the annotation of a GenBank genome assembly.
AUGCAAUUAUUUGAUACCUCGGCUUUUUAUGAUGUGAUCAUUCGUGUGGGUCAAGGGGAUAACGUAAAAGAAUUUCCAGCGCAUUCACUUAUUCUUCGAACCAGGUCAUCUUGGUAUCAAAAUCAAUUGUCUAGCAAGAAGGUUAAGGCCGCAUAUGAUAAAAUUAUUCUUAGCAAUUCAAACAUUUCCCCUCCGAUAUUCGAUAUUAUUUUAAAUGGUAAAGUUGAUUUGCUGAAUUGUAGUGGGAAAGAAUGUUUUGAUCUCCUUUUUGCGGCGGAAGAAUUAAAAUUGUUUGAACUUUUAGAGCAUAUUCAAGAAAAUCUAAUUCACCGACAAACCGAAUGGAUGGAUCAAAAUUUCAUUAAUUAUCAUGAAAAGAUUUACAAUCAUGACUCUUUACAAAAACUUCAGAUUCAUUACACUUCAAAGAUUGCGUAUGACCCACUAUCAAUUUUUGAAUCCCAAACCAGCUUUUCCCCAAAUAUUUUGACAUCACUCGAUUAUUGCGAGUACAUUAAAUUAAACGAAGCAUUAUGGGGGUUUAUCGUUAAUUGGGCGAGAUUUCAAAUACCUAAAUUGGGAAAUCAAGUUUCGGGUUGGAAUAAAAAGGAUUGGAACGAGUUCAAGAUUACCUUAAGUCAAUGCAUUCCCUGGAACAGUAUCAUGUCAAUGAAUUGGAAUGAAUUUCAUGAUUUAUUGAUACCAUGUGAACCUUUUUUACCCGCCGAAAAAUUUGAUGUGGCAUUAAGGCAACAAUUGAAGAAUGCGUGUGGGUCGUCUACGGUGAUCUCAUCACCUAUUUCCACACAAUUUAAUAACACUAUACUUAAUAUCUGUCAUGCCACUUUACUUACAAGUUGGAUUGAUAGAAAAGAUGACAUCAUUUAUCGACCUGCGGAAAUCCCUUAUGAAUUUCGAUUGGUUUUACGAGGUCAACGUGACGGGUUCUCACCUGAUUUGUUUCAUCAACGUUGUGGAAACAUUCAAAGGACUGUGAUUGUAUUCAAGAUCAACAAUUCUACCGAAAUAUAUGGGGGGUAUAAUCCUCUUGAUUGGAAAUUUGAUCGCGCAACUAACGAUAGUUUUAUCUUUGAGUUUGAUAAUGGAAAAGCGGAUUUCGUUAGAUUGGGUAGAUUUGCCAUACAUAAAAAAUCUGGUAACGGUCCUUGCUUUGGUGAUGAUAACUUGUUGGCUUUUCCUAAUGGCAAACGAUCUAUUUAUUGGAAAUCUUCCAAUUCAAGUAAUUUGGUUUUUCAAGUGGUUGAUUAUGAAGUAUAUCAGAUCGUCGAUAAACUUCGUAAAUCUAAUGUUAAUGUUGCUUCUACUACUCACGUAUAUUCACAUAAGAAGAGAUGA